AUGUCUGUACAGCAAUGCAUUCACGCACACAAUCAUAGUUAUCAAUCGUCUUUAACAAACGAUUCAUACAAUAAGAGUUAUUAUCCAGCAUCAAAACGUCCAUUGAAUUAUGAUGAACAAAUUGUAAAAGGUGAUUCAGCAAACGGAAUAGAAUGUCCAGCAAAAAGACGAUCAACUAGUUCAAUAUCAUCGGAAGCAUCUUUUAAAAUGCAGCAACAAGGAAUGAAUGCAACAACUGAUGAAGGAAAUAUUGGUGUACCAAGUCGGCAAUGUAGUGUAUGUGGAGAUAUAAGUACAGGAAUUCAUUUUGGUGGUAAUAGCUGUGAAAGUUGUAAAGCUUUCUUUCGUCGAUCAGUUCAAUGUAAUCGUUAUCAAAAUUAUAAGUGUUCAAAUGAAGCACAAUGCCCGGUUAAUACAGUAACACGUAAAGUCUGUCAACAUUGUCGUUAUACAAAAUGUACGGCAAUUGGUAUGAAACCAAAAUGGGUUUUAUCUGAUCAAGAACGUGAAGAAAAAUAUGGUUCAAGACGUAAACGUUUUCGAGAGAAUCGUACAGCAGAAGAAGAUCCUGAUAUUUACAAAUAUUUAACAACCGACGAAAAAGUACUGAUUGAAGAUAUAGCACAUGCGUUGUAUCAAUCAAGAACAACAUAUCCAUUACAAUUUCCAAGCGAAUUAAAUCAACAUUUACGUUCAUUAGAGUCAGGAUCACCACCACCAACACCACCGUCAUCAACAUCUGAAAAACCUCCCAGUCCUUCAGCUAAUUUUCUUAUUAUACCUAUUCAACGUCUCGUGUUAUUUGCAAGAAUGCUUAAAGAUUUUGAUUUAUUUUCUGAAGAUGAUAAAGUUAGUUUACUCAAAGGUUCAGCUAUUGACAUAAUGAUUUGUUCAUCGAAUACAUUAUUUGAUCCGAAAACACAUGCAUUUACAAAUUAUUUAUCACGAGAUCAACGUGCUGUUAUGGAUACUCAAAUAAUGCCACUUGAUCCAUUACUAAUGAAAAUAUGGGGAGAAGAAUUAUUUCAUCUGACAAAAAAGUUUUUAAUUUCAAUGUGUAACUUAGAUGUUGAUGAAGUAGCAUCAACUUUGCUAGCACCAGUCAUAUUAUUCUCACCGGAUCGUUCAAAUAUCGUAGAUCUUGAACUAGUUAAACAUUUACAAACCAAAUAUGUUACUCUACUACAAAAAUAUAUGCAAUGGCGUUAUGGUGUUGAACAAACAGAAAAUAUCUAUCCAAAAUUGUUACUACAAAUUAUAACCUUACGUACAUUAAGUUUAGCUCAUACUGAAGUUAUACAAAAGGUUAUGUCUACUUCAAGUGUUAAUCCACUUGUUCAAGAAGUUGCUGCUAAACCAGAUGUUUUAAAUAAAUCAGCAUCAGACAGAAUGGAUUCUCGGUCUUAUUCAUCAACACCAAACGAUAGUGACAUGAUAGAUUAUGAUAAAAAUCCAUCAAUCGAUACUGAAAGUAAUAUUGGCUCAGAUGAUGAUGAUACAAAUAAGAAAAAAUCUCGUUCAUACAUUGACGAUGAUGGAGAUUAUGAAAAUGAAGAUUCUAACGAAACAAAUCCGAGAAAUAUUUGGAAAAAACGGCGUAAAAUAUCACCUGUAGUGCAAACAGAAAUCAUCAAUGUAGAACAAAAUAAACUGCCUAGUCCUCUUCAAAAUACUUCUCAUUCAAUGAAAACCGACUUUAUGCGUACAAAUUCUAAUGAAUUUGAAAAAUAUUCGAACCCGGCUAUGUUAAAUAAAAGACCUCAUGACCAUCAAGUGCCCAGUUUCGUACCAAGAUCACAUGACGAUAUAACAAUCUCAAACAGAGCAACUUCUCGGCGGCAUUUACCACCGAAAAAGCAAUCAUUAUUAACUAAUCGUGAAAGUUCCAAUGAACACAUCCAUCGAACGCACUCAUUAUCAGCCACAGUUGAUAGUUCUCCUCAUGAUCGACAUUCACAGUUAAAUCAUAUUUCAAAUUCAACAAUAUUUCCAACACCGAUGCAACAAUAUUCUCCGAGUACAUUUGGCGAAUUUCAAUCAUUUAACAGAACUGGAUCGCCUAAUUUUCAACAACAACAAAAUGAGCAACAUUUAUUUCGUCUCUCAUUAGUUAAUCAUCAAAAUCAAACACCACCUAUUCAAUCACCAGCAAGUCAUCAAUCUCAGUCAGGAGCACCUCUUGACCCUGAUGAACAACAAUUACUUGAUGCUAUUCAUGCGCAUCCAAAUAAGCGCGAUCUUGUACUUAGUCUUCUUCGACAAGUGAAUGAACCAUCAUUUACAUCUUCUGUGAAUAAUCAACCUAAUUCAAAUCAUCUGAAUCAACAACAAAAUCGAUGA
This is a messenger RNA of Rotaria socialis, 2340 nucleotides long. The record is from the annotation of a GenBank genome assembly. NCBI's taxonomy places the organism in Eukaryota, Metazoa, Rotifera, Eurotatoria, Philodinida, Philodinidae.